Diorhabda sublineata is the source of this 521-nucleotide messenger RNA. Its product is annotated as glyceraldehyde-3-phosphate dehydrogenase-like. The transcript has a single exon. NCBI's taxonomy places the organism in Eukaryota, Metazoa, Arthropoda, Insecta, Coleoptera, Chrysomelidae. The record is from RefSeq and is a predicted model, not a curated record. Bases 144 to 467 code for a protein of 107 amino acids. Gene Ontology annotation, molecular function: oxidoreductase activity, acting on the aldehyde or oxo group of donors, NAD or NADP as acceptor.
CACCUCCUAAUUGUCGUCUUUGUCUUUUCAUUUUUCGCUCCACAACUCCCGGUGUUAUUAACUAGUACUAGUACCACAAUUUCUCGUGGGACAACUCGGUAAAAUAUUAAUGUGCUGAUUGUAUCUUAGGAAAAUUGACGGGAAUGGCUUUCAGAGUACCGACUCCGAAUGUAUCCGUGGUAGAUUUGACUGUUUGUUUAGGAAAACCGGCGACGUACGACCAAAUAAAAGAAACUGUAAAACAAGCAUCGAAAACGACGAUGAAGGGAAUUUUGAAUUAUACCGAAGAACAAGUCGUGUCGUCGGAUUUUGUCGGCGAUUGUCAUUCGUCGACUUUCGACGCUCUAGCCGGAAUCGCCUUGAGUGAUAAAUUCGUCAAACUCAUCUCUUGGUACGAUAACGAAUACGGAUACUCGAACCGAGUAGUCGAUUUGAUUACGCAUAUAGCGACAAAAGACAAAUUUUAGAUGAAUGGAAAGUUGAAACUUGAAAUUUUUCGUUUCAUUAUUAAAAUGUAUCGU